This is a messenger RNA of Apiotrichum porosum, 1044 nucleotides long. RefSeq lists its product as uncharacterized. The coding region runs from base 1 to 1044 and encodes 347 amino acids. The transcript has a single exon. Lineage: Eukaryota; Fungi; Basidiomycota; Tremellomycetes; Trichosporonales; Trichosporonaceae. The record is from RefSeq and is a predicted model, not a curated record.
AUGAGUGCUUCGGCAUUGCUGGUGUUGCCACCAGCGACUCACUUUGGCGACAAGGACCACUUCCACUCACUCGCCGUCACCGACCGGGAGCCAUCGGACGCUGACGCCGCCGAGUGGCGUUAUCAACACCAGAACCAGGCCUAUUACCCGGCCCUCCUCGACAUUGUCCUCGACUAUGCCGAGCACGACACGUCUUCGCUACUUGUAGCACGCAGCCUGAAUCGCGCGUUUAGGCAUCGUGUCGAUUCUCUCCUUGCACGGCAUGUCGCGUUCACCAGCAGACCAAACUCCAACCCCAACCCCAAGUCACACUGUUCCGCUGAACCUGCCGAUAAGGACGCCGAGGCAGCGACAGAGGCCGGGUGGCGCGCCAGCCUGUCCCACCGGUCUGGGCUACAGCUGCCCUUCCGCGCCGACCACACUCGCGUACAACAGCUACUCACCAAGACGCGCGUGAUCGACUUGCACGGCCACCCGUCGUGGCCAGUUUCGUCCAAGCUGUCCCAGCUGGUCCCCCAAGUCGCCACCGUCCGGCUCAAGCACUACCACACGGGCAUCUCCCUCCAGCCCUGCCCCGUCGUGUCCCAGACACUGGUCGUGUUCGCACACUUGCCGCUGUGCACACACGCCACACCGUCUGCAACCGCCACAGCCACGUCGGCGCCGUCGCGCGUGGGCCUGGUGCCACACGGAGUCGAGCGGGUCGUGCUUGUGUUGUCUGUCUCGCGUACCCGGCCGCGCGUGAGCGACUCGCACGCCCUCGCGCUCCGGCUUCUGCCUGCCACAGUGGGACAUGUUGUGGUGGCGCUCAAGCCCGUAGAGAGGGCCGAGUAUCCGUUAUCGCAUGCGCGGCACGAGCUGAGGGAUGUCUUGGGACAGGCGGUGUGCGAGAAUCUAGGCGUAGCGUUUGUGGUUGUUGGUAUGGAGGAGAUGGGCGCGGGGCUGCGUCUGGGAUGGGUCGAGGACAGCGUGUGCGCCUUGACCUGUGCCGAGUAUCGCGCACUCGUCGGUGAGGAGCAGUAUGAGCUCCAGACGACUGAGUAG